AUGUCGGUAGGGGAGUAUCAAGGUAGUCGAGAGGAUGGUGUGGGACUGUUGGUUUAUCUCUCGGUGUCACUUCUUGGAGAGCUGGUCAGUGUUUAUGAUUGUGAUUUUCCCAUCAUCACCACCGACCAACUCCCUCUGCCUGCGACCACUCCCAACUCUAUGAGAUUUCCGCUACUCAAGGCUGGAUGGGGCAGGCCCCAAAGCCUUCAUGGUCAGGCAGGGCAACACCCGUCUGCCAAUUCUCAAUCUCGGCUGGCUGCGGAGGAAGGGGAAGAUCUUGCAGGUGGAGAGGAAGAUGAAGGUUGUCCGCUGACAGCAAGGAAGAGAGGCCGGCCCAAGACAUCUACUGCCAAUGCUUGGAAGAGAGCCGCAGCCGCUCUGCAAGAAAGAGGGGACAACAUUCAGGCGGGGGGCAAGCGGCGAUAUGUGUGCAAAGCGCUGCAACAAGCAAGGUCAUAG
Cryptococcus wingfieldii CBS 7118 is the source of this 459-nucleotide messenger RNA. RefSeq lists its product as hypothetical. The coding region runs from base 1 to 459 and encodes 152 amino acids. The transcript is spliced from 2 exons. The record is from RefSeq and is a predicted model, not a curated record. Lineage: Eukaryota; Fungi; Basidiomycota; Tremellomycetes; Tremellales; Cryptococcaceae.